Ostreobium quekettii is the source of this 1956-nucleotide messenger RNA. The record is from the annotation of a GenBank genome assembly. NCBI's taxonomy places the organism in Eukaryota, Viridiplantae, Chlorophyta, Ulvophyceae, Bryopsidales, Ostreobiaceae.
AUGGGCGGCGUCGAUAAAGAGCGCGUGAAGAGGGUGGUUUUUGAAAUGAGCAAGAAUUCUGCUCAUUUUAAGAAUGAGCAACGGAAGCAAGCUAAAGUUGAAGAAAGAAUCGGGAGGCUGAAGGUCCAGGCACAGAAGCUCACACCCCAGGAACUUGCAGCCCAAUUGAGACUCAUGGACCAGAGGAUUGCUGACCUGGAAGCCAGUCGAGAUUUAAGUCGCACCUGGCUGCAUGUGGAUAUGGACGCCUUCUUUGCAUCUGUUGAGGAGCGCGACAGACCAGAGCUGAAAAGCCAGCCAAUGGCUGUGGGUGGGAAGUCAAUGAUAUCCACUGCAAAUUAUGAGGCACGGAAGUAUGGUGUACGGAGUGCGAUGCCCGGGUUCAUUGCCCUGCGACUGUGCCCAAAUCUCGUGUUUGUGAAAACAGACUUCAACAAGUAUAAGCAGGCCAGUGAGGAAACCAGGGCAAUCUUCAAAUGCUUCGACCCAGAUUUUGAUGCUGGAAGUCUUGACGAGGCGUACCUGGAUGUUACAGAGUACAGCAAUAAGUCUGGUCUCUCAGGGGCGCAGGUCGCUGCGAUUCUGCGUGAUCGAGUGCGUGAGGUCACUCAGCUGACAUGCAGCGUGGGAGUUGCGCCAAACCGGUUUUUAGCGAAGGUGGCAUCUGAUAUGAACAAGCCGAAUGGCCAGUAUGUUGUGGAGUCGGAGAGGCAUGCUGUGAAGACCUUCGUUGAUGCAUUGCCCAUACGGAAGGUGCCCGGGAUAGGCAAAGUGACAGAACAAACGCUUCAUGCAUUUAGCAUUCAUACAUGCCAUGAUUUGAUGGAGAACAGGGCCCUCAUUUCGGCGCUGUUUUCUCCAAGUUCGUGCUCCUUCUUCCUCGACACCGCUCUGGGCCUAGGCAGCAAUAAACACUGGGAGGUACCUGGCCCAGGGGAGGCUGGCAGGAAAGGGAUCAGCUGUGAAAGGACCUUCAAGGCCUUAAGCACGCAAGCAGACCUGGAGCAUAAGGCGCGAGAACUCGCUGCACACCUUGCGGCCGACAUGGCCAAAGAGGGCUUGAAGGGCAAGACGGUUACACUCAAGCUGAAGACGACUGCCUUCGAGGUCAGAACGCGAGCAACCACACUGCCAUGCUUUGUGUCAUCUGCGAACGAGAUCCUCAAGCCUGUGCUCAAAGCCCUUGCAGCCGAGAUGCCCAUCGAAGUUCGGCUCAUGGGCAUUCGUGUGUCAAGUUUCUAUGAGGAGAGGGUGACUCGUGGGCAGUGCGCCAUUACAACAUUCGUGAAACCUGGGAAGCAAUGCCUGUCGCAACGUGAUGCAUCACAGGCCACACCAGAGAAGCAGGAAGAAUUUGAAGAUGGCUGUCAGGGCGAUGCUAAGGACCAGACUGUGGGGCAGGCAGAUAGCAACCCGUCUGUCCAAACAUUCAAAAGGGCGAGGCUGGGGGGUGAGGUGGGUUCAGUCAAUCCAGUGGAGUGUGCAAGAGAUAGCAUUCCUUGCCAGCAAGUGGCACAUGCAGGCUCGCACGAUGGUAGUGGUGCAGUUCUCAUCGAUGCGGACUUGACUCACUCUGGCUGCCAGGGCCAAAAAGACAGGGGGGGCUGUGCUUUGGGGACCCCCCAAAAUAGACCCUGGUCCCCAGCUGCAGGUGCUGUUCAGGAAUGCUCGCUGCAGAGCAGCCUGCCUGUAUCGUUUAGCUCUUGCACACAAACAAAGUGCAGUAGGUGUGGCGCCUGGGUGUCAGCAGCUGAGCAACAGGAGCAUGAAGACUAUCAUUUGGCCCUGGAUCUGCAAGCAGAGACUCCUGUGGCAGUGAGGCCAACAGCACCCCAACGACUUGCCCCAGGUGGAAGAUGGUCGAAGAAGAGGAAAAGUGGUGGGAGAUGUUCCAAGAGCCGGAGAAGCAGUGAAAGCAUUUCAACUACACUUGAUGCAUUUCUUCAGAAGAGAUAG